AGAGCAAUAUUAACCUUUGUCUCAUUGGCCCAGUCUUAUGAUGGUUUCAAAACAAAAACAAACUCAUGCCCACCUCACGUUUCUCGAAGGAAGUUUUAAUAAACACUUUUAAUUUUGUUUUCGUGGUGUAUAUUUCAACAUGACUAGUGCAAGGGCUACUACUUAUUUUGAUCCCCGAGCCCCAGCUGUUGUUUUAAAGAGUUUGUUUCUAAAAUACGAUAAAGAUGGAAAUGGCCAGUUAAGUAAAACAGAGUUAGAAGUUCUGUUUAAAAACGAUUUAGGCUUUAACAAAGAACAAAGUGAAGCUUAUGCAUUGCUCCUGGAUAAAGACGGUAAUGGGGAAGUAUCGUUUGAAGAAUUUAACAGCUGGUUAAAAAGUGGUGAGAAAUUUAAAAAUAUUAAUGACAAAUCUCGAUAUCACCGUCUGAAAAAAGCAGUGGAUUUGUUUAAGAAAUUUGACGUAGACAACAGUCAAGCACUCGAUCGUGACGAAUUCAAAAAAUUGUUCCAAGAAGUAGGAGGGAAACCAAACAAAUUAGAUGCUGCCCUAGCUGAGCUCGACCGUGAUGGCAAUAAUAAGAUUUCAUUUCAAGAAUUUUUAAGGUGGUUAAAUUGGAUCCCAAUGGAUGACAUGUAAGCUGGAAUGUAAAAGAACAAUUCCAAAACAUUUUUUAAAAUUAUGAAAUAUUUAAUUAUUUUACAGACAAAAACACAAUUAAUUUUUAUAGUUUUUUAUUUAAUAAAUUUUUAAGAAAUUGUUUUAAUUUUUU
Molecule: messenger RNA, 770 nt
Organism: Hydractinia symbiolongicarpus
Lineage: Eukaryota; Metazoa; Cnidaria; Hydrozoa; Anthoathecata; Hydractiniidae
Product: calmodulin-like protein 3
Exons: 1
Coding region: 140-637 (165 amino acids)
Molecular function (GO): calcium ion binding
Source: RefSeq, a predicted model, not a curated record